Acanthosepion pharaonis is the source of this 864-nucleotide messenger RNA. The record is from the annotation of a GenBank genome assembly. NCBI's taxonomy places the organism in Eukaryota, Metazoa, Mollusca, Cephalopoda, Sepiida, Sepiidae.
AUGGCGUUUAUUUAUAUUUAUUUCUGUCGUCUGCUUAUUUCUUUUCUUUCAGUCAUCGAAUUUGUAUUUCUUUUAUUUUCUUCCUCCUUCUUUAUUUCGCUUGUAGACAAUUUUGAUUGUGAAGACAGCAAAUUGGAGCUUUUCUCUCUCUGUUACUUUUACCCUUUCUUUCUUUCCCUUUUUUCGAAUUGGUCUUCUUUCUCUCUCUCCUCUCACUUCUGCAUCGAUAACCACUCUCUCCUUUGUUUCUUUCGACUUCUCUCACUUUUCACUCACUCUGACGCGUUCUAUAUUUCCUUCUCUCUCUCUAUAUAUAUAUUUUAUUUUUUUCUCUCACUCUCACUAUUCCCCAUUCCCCACUCUCACAUAUUUCAUUAUCUUUUCUCUUACCCCCCCUCCCCGCCUUUAUUUAUUAAAUGGUGCCAACGAUCAUUGAACCAACUUCAAAAAGAAAUCGUCGACUUCACUGUAGUGAGAUGGCCCCCAAUUGAAUUGGAACUUCAAAGCGAAUUCCACCUGCAGGAUUCCAACCUGCGGUCGAUUGCCGGAAGCGACAAAGACCGUCACGUGUUUGUUUUCGUUGGGGACGAUAAAUCGAUCAAGGAAUUAGGCGAGACUGGCGAAUUCGUCGGCCAAUGUCCCUUGGGGAACGAAGACUUCUUUCCCCAGGACAUUUGUUGUCCUUCUCAAGACAAUUUCGUUAACCUCUCCACCUCCCCUUCUAAAUUUUAUCCCUCCCUUCCUCCCUCUCCCUUAAACUGUUUUUCUUUCUUUUCUCUAUCCUCUCCUCCACCCGCGACUUUCCCCUCUCUCUAUAUUUGCUUAUGUUUUUCAAUGCCAUCCAAGUCUGCCAUUUUUAGAUGA